GUCAAAUGUCACAUGGCUUGAGGAUAUAAUGUCUCAUCAUCAGCCACCAACCACGAGAUCACAGGGAAGAGCAGAAACAGGGGGACUUCAACAAAGAGGAUUUCUAAAGCACCCGCCCACCCUUCUGCCUCUUUCCAUCUCCCUCUCUGUAUUGGAUGUUCAGCCUUGUGCUCAGUAACUCCUUUGUUCGGCAAAGCAUCCCUCACAUUUCUACAUGCCUUACUGGAGACAGUACUUACUAGCACCUAGUUUGUAUCAAGACAGGGAGUGUUUACUUCCUUAACACCAAGGACUGAGGAGUUGGAAGUGAAAAACAGGAUGGUUUGAUCUGUGACAACAAUGACCUCCAGCAUUCUUGUAGCUACUAAUUCCUCGCAGUGCAUUUCUGGCAUACCUCAUGGUAAGAGGUUCAGUUGAGCCAGCAGUCUGAUUAUUACCUCCACUGUAAAGGGCUUUUACUGUGGCCUGAAACUCGAGAGCUGUGAGUGGUUAUCUGAGCUCCUAGGAUGACACUGCGCAUGCCAGCUGCUCACCUCCGAAGAGCUCCGAGCUGGAGGAAAUCUGGAGAUGAGUCACACUGGGAGAGCUUAAUACCAGAGGGGGAGGCUUUGCCCCGUGUUUCUCGCCCCCCACGCGCACCUCGGCCCCAGAGUGCCAUUGAAGGACGCCAGCUGGAUGACUGGCUGGAGCACCUGCAGAGGAUAGAGAGCGAACUUCUCAGAGCCCCAGUUCGUGAUCAAGUUCCAGCUUUCAGUGAUCGGACAUCAUCCAUGCCUGCUCUCGACAAAGAGGCAAGCAUACGUGCCUGGAGACAGCCAGGGAUUCCCUCCUUCAGCAGGGGCUCAUCUUCAUGUGGGAGUCCCAGCCUGUGUGAGAGUUCUCUGGGCAGCCAGGAGUCCCUCCAAACUGGGUUUUGUUCUCCUCCAGAGCACAGAGGAAGCUGGGAGAGAGCUCAAAUGAUGCAGGCCCCAAGGAAGGAGCAGGCUCACCUCAGUAGUCUUGCGCCAGUCAAAAUUGGGUGGCUGCCAAUCCAAAGAAGAGUAAUGAUGGUUGCUGAUGCUUGCAACCAAAACCAGUUGUUGGACCACUCUGCUGGACAGUUGAAAUUGAAACAAGCCAUCACACCAACAUUUCAGAAGAAUCGAGCAACAGCCAACAGGCACCACGAUGAAGAGGUGGAGAGGAGUCACACUAGUCCAAGUGCUUUGGGUGUGAAGACGUGGCCAACUCCUGAUCAAGACUCUCCCAAUAUUAAACAGGUGCCAGAAAAACGAAGCUUUCCUGUUGACGAAGGGGACAGACCUGUAGGCUGGCAAGCUCUGAGGAGAGGCUGGACUACCAACAGGGUGUCGGCUUUGACUGGAGGCAGUCAGUCCGGCGAGCUCUCCACAGGGACCAGCUCAGACACCAACAGGAAGUUCCCUCUGAUGAAAACAACCAGCAUAGACCCCCUCAAGCAUACUCCUCUGCAUCGAAACACUUUUGCAGAUCCAUGCAAACCACACGCUCUGCUGCAAGGGACAAGCAGCACCGAUACAAACAAGUCAUACGCGCCUCUGUAUAGGACAGGCAGUGUUCAGCCUAUAAGGGCAACAGCACCGCUGUGUCAAACAAGCAGUAGCUCACAGCCUUUACAGACAAACUCCACUGUGACGACACUCAUCCCUCAGAACAAAGCCGCCUUCUCCUCCAUCACCAUCUCCUCCAGGAAAGUGAGCAGAUCGGCCAGUUUGCCUGGCUGCAACCAUCCCAGUCAAUCCCCUUCUCCGCCACUAGCCCACCAAUUCAUGGACCCAAACUCCAGGCAUGUCACAGUGCAGAGGAAGGCCACUAUAGUCAAAGUGACAGAGCAAAGGAUGAUGUCCAGCCCCGUCCAGAGCACAAAUAGAACGGGGACUCCACCGACUAGCCACGCUUUAGACACAGUGGUGCACAGAAGAAAGGCUACCAUCAUCAAAGUGACAGAGCACAGAGAGAGCUACAGUCCGGCCAAGACAGGGGCUGGGACGAGACACCCCGAGUACAGACACAGCUACACAGAGGGAGUGUACAAAGAAAACAGCACGUGGAGUCAGGGGAACCACUCACAACACAAUGCAGCACCUUCAUAUCUACAUGUGGAUUCCACAAACUGCGCUGUAGCACCAAAUACAUCCACCUUAGAUGCAGAGAACAGUGAAACACUACACAGAUCCACGCUGAGACUUUUUGUGAGCAACCCCCCCGCUAUAGCAGCUCCCUCAGAGGUUUCCCCGAGGGCUGUUGGACAGAGAUCGAACAGGCCGAGCAGGCCACUGAGCUGCUACGGCAAUAUGUUUGAACACACUGAGCCAAGCAAGGAGAUUGUGACACAAUCACCUGCCAGGAAAUGGAACUUUGGGCUUCAGCAAGAGACCAAUAUCAACCCUGUGAACUCUGACAGCACGAACAGCCGCCGAACAGCGGCGAAAGAAGCAAGUCAGCUCGUGGCAGACACACCAAAUGGAGGCCAGAAAGAAACAUGGCCCCCAGAGAAUAGAGAGAGGAGAGCGUCCCCCAGUCUAACUCUCAUCAAGGACCCGGAUCCCCACUUACAUCAGUCUCAAGAGGAAGUGCUUGCCCUCAAUGCAGCUGCCAUCAUAGCAAACAUCAAACUUCAAAGACAACUUAGUAAGAAGAAAACACCAAGUGGUCAAUGUGAGAAGGAGGCCGCUGCAUCACCCCAGGGAAAUACAGAUGAGGGGAAAUGUAUGAAGCCUCAUCCAGAUCAGGGAACAAUCCAGCGCCACAACCAGAGUCCUGACCCUGAAAGGUCACCUCAAACUAUUUCUCUCCAGAACGCGCUGCAGAAGUCUAGACCAGACUUCAUCAGUCGGUCCCAGCGCAGACUGCGAGAGCUGGAACGAAGGGCGCAGGAGAGGAGGGAUCUGGCGCCUUCGGUAGAACCACGGUCGGAUUCUGCUGUCAGGCAGACGAGAGCCCACAGUGCCCGGUGCACCUCUCGGAACGAUAACCUUUUCAAACCCAGAGAUAGAGCCAUUACUGGGAGAGAGAUGCAGCUGAGAUCUAAGCGAACGCAUGCCGACGUAAAGAGAAAAAAAGAGGAAGAGAAGAAGAGGGAGGUGUGUUUGAGCAACAGACAGCGAGUUGAACUUUUCAAAAAGAAACUAUUGGAUCAGAUUCUUCAAAGGAGCAGCAGCUGAACGUCGAUGAAGAUGAUGACAUGACCGUAGCGUUGCAUAGCAGACUGAUGAAGUGAACUUUGCCCUUUGACAGUGCUGAAUAUGAGUUCAGGUCAUGAUAUACCUUGAGCUGUCCUUUUAGCCCUCAUUUGUUUCUCUCAUAUAUCACCAUUACUUAUUAUUCAAGUUACAGAGCUUAACAUCUGCUUUUUCUAAAAGAUAAAUCCAUGGCACUCUUUCAAAAGCCCAGAAGGUCAUUUAACAUCGCUUACUGUACCGCUGUUUUAAAGGCUUUUCCAGAAACCUUCAAAGACUCUUCUUCCCAUCUGGAUAAAAAAAGAAAAUAUUCUGAUGCACAAUAAUAAAAAAAGAUAUACUUUUAAACGGUUUCCCUUAUUGCAACACUGUAUUUCCUCAUCCAACAAAAAUACCUGCAACCUUUUUUUUGUUAAUGUGUUCUACAAAUUCAGUAAGGAGAUAAUUAUGUAUAUUAAAAUACAGAUACAGAAACGGAUGAGCAGUUUAGGACAGGGUACAUUUAUAUUCAGCAUGUAUUUGAUGCACUAGGACAGAAGAGUGCUUAAGGAUUCUGGAAAUACCUUGAAAACAGCGCUAAGUGUUGUUAAAUGACCUUCUGCGUGUUUUGAAAGGUUGCCAUAGAUCUGUCUAUUGAGAAAAACAGAUGCCUUUUCUCUACGCCUCAGCUGUUCUAGCUGCCCUUGUGGUGUGCGAUUACAAAUAAAGAUGGCCAAAACGAACGUAUGAAAUCAUGUCUCGACAUUCUGCUUUUGGUUAAAUAUCACAUUGAGCCACAGACUUGAUCCCCUUUUUGAUGUAACGUACAAACCAGUAAUGUCUGCUGUUUAUCGGCGUUAUCUUGUUUUCACUUGAUUGCAAAGUGCCUUUCUUUCCAGCAUACUUCAUGUAAUGGGAUGCAGAGUAAGCUUGAUAAAGCACUGAUGUCCUCACACAGCCGCUUUUCACAUGAUCCCAUGUGAUGUGGAGCAGUGAUCAGAAAUAUUCAUUAUGCUUCUUCAACCGUCAUCCUCAUUAUACAACCAACGUGAAGCCCGAAGUGGGCUUUGCCAUCAGUUCAGUGCCAGCUAUUAACUGUAAGAAGAAGGAAUGUGACCUCUUCUCACUGGAAAUGCCCCGUUAAUGGACACAGCCUUGGUUUGAAUGGAGCUUUUGUCCCCGUCUUUGUCUCAUGACGGACCGGGACGUGCCAUGGUGCAGAUUUAAUAUUUGUGUGAUCCAAAGUGAUAGUGCUCUCAAAGUGAUGGAGCUAGGCAUAAAUCAAAAGUGAGAUGUGUGAAUAUUAAUUUUUUUGAAAUAGCAGACAACAGAGCACAAACUCUUCAUUAUUCUUAAUUGUUUUUUUACUCAUUAGCCUUCAAGUCAGAGUUCCUUCAUAGUCCAGCUGUUUCAUCCAUCUAAAUUUGCACUCGUGUCUUGGAGGAGACAGAUGAUCACUACUGACUGUUUGUGAACCUUAUUUCAUGUCAGUGCACAUGCACGUGUGGGUGUAUUUGGACAAUAGGAGAUCAUUAAUAACAACACUCAUGGUUUAUAAUUGCUUCUGUCUUUCUAAAAUGAGUAAUUUUAGACUACAAAGUAGAAUAAGACAGCUAUGAACCAUGUCUGCUGCUUGAAGAAGCUUAUUAACUGAGUGUUGUUUUCUCUAUUCAAUGUCCUUAUUCUAUGUUUCAAUUGAAUUAUAUGUAUUUUAUAUUUGAGUCGCGUUUAAUUUUCUUCCAAACGUGACUAUAAAAUGUUUGUCUUUAA
Cottoperca gobio is the source of this 4946-nucleotide messenger RNA. It is a transcript of the gene c19h10orf90, whose product is annotated as chromosome 19 C10orf90 homolog. The coding region runs from base 507 to 3182 and encodes 891 amino acids. The record is from RefSeq and is a predicted model, not a curated record. The transcript has 12 exons. Gene Ontology annotation, molecular function: microtubule binding. Gene Ontology annotation, biological process: regulation of centriole replication. Gene Ontology annotation, cellular component: centriole; centrosome; cytosol. Lineage: Eukaryota; Metazoa; Chordata; Actinopteri; Perciformes; Bovichtidae.